AUGGGAAUCUCUAAAACCAGUGAAAUUCCGGUGGCAAUAAAACCUGACUAUGAUAGAGCUAAUGAGCUGAAAGCUUUUGAUGAAACAAAAGACGGUGUUAAAGGACUAGUUGAUGCUUCUAUUACAAGCAUCCCUCGCAUGUUCCAUCACGAAAUUGAUAAAUAUUCAGCUUCAUCUUCAAUUAGCACCACCAAACUUGUUGUUCCUUCUGUUGACCUUGUUGAUAUUCAUCAAGAUCCAACGAGAAGAAAAACAGUUGUUGAGAAAAUUAGAGAAGCAUCUGAGACAUGGGGUUUCUUUCAAGUUGUUAAUCAUGGAAUAGAAGUUAUUGUUUUGGAUGAGAUGAAGAAUGGAGUUGUUAGAUUCUUUGAGCAAGAUUAUGAGGUGAAAAGAGAACUAUACUUCUGCUUUGCCGUAUUUCAGGAUUUGAAAUUUGUGAUUAAUAUACAGUCACACACAACAAAGCUUGUUUAUCAUGUUUACAUAAUUGAAAGAAGUUGUAUGUAG
Molecule: messenger RNA, 507 nt
Organism: Vicia faba (fava bean)
Lineage: Eukaryota; Viridiplantae; Streptophyta; Magnoliopsida; Fabales; Fabaceae
Source: the annotation of a GenBank genome assembly